Nannizzia gypsea CBS 118893 is the source of this 4176-nucleotide messenger RNA. Its product is annotated as STE/STE11 protein kinase. Gene Ontology annotation, molecular function: MAP kinase kinase kinase activity; ATP binding. The record is from RefSeq and is a predicted model, not a curated record. Gene Ontology annotation, biological process: protein phosphorylation; stress-activated MAPK cascade. The transcript has 2 exons. The coding region runs from base 1 to 4176 and encodes 1391 amino acids. Gene Ontology annotation, cellular component: cytoplasm. Lineage: Eukaryota; Fungi; Ascomycota; Eurotiomycetes; Onygenales; Arthrodermataceae.
AUGGAAAGGGAGAGCCCUGCUGCCCGUGAUCGAGAUCGUGAUCACACGAACGGCGAUUAUUUUUACUCGCGCCAUCAUCCUGUUGGAUACGUGCUCGCUACGGAUCCUCUCACCGGCGACGACGAGCACGAGGAGGCCAUCCCCGGCCUAGGCCAGAAAGGUCCCGGUACACCCAGCGUCGGAUCCAAUCUCAAUCUCGCCAGAGCAUCGCCGUCACAGCAUCUGUCUCUUACGCCGGCUGCCUCCCCAUCUGCGUAUCCCUCAUGGCCCGGCAGUGCCGCUGCCAGCAAUUCUAUCGGAGGUAGCGGCAGCAGCGGUAGUGGUGGUACGGAAGCAGCCACAGCAUCAAUCACAGGAAGUACAAGCACAAUGAGCGAGAGAGAAAAUAAUAACAACCUCACACGCCCACAGCGGCCCCUGGGCCCAGCGAGAACACCGUCAAAUACCUACGCUCCUCCACGGCGGCCCAACCAGUUCAUUACCGCGCACUCAACCAGCCAGCUGCCGCUUUCUUCAAAGAGAACACCCCGCAGGGAACGUGACCGCGACCCCAACGCGCAGUACCAAGCACAGGAGAAAGCUUAUGUACAGAGAGUACGGCAAGGACCACCCAGCGAGUGGUUCAGCAACAAUAGCCAAAUGUCGUCUUCGGUUUCCUCGGCGGCUCUAGAUCUCGAGUCUGACGUUGGCGAGGAGUCACCUUCCUCUGAGGCUCAGUUUGAUCCUGAUACCUUUGAUCCAGAUCUGCGCCUGGGCCUAGAAGAGGAUGACCUACAGCCCACGCUCGAGGAAUUACGGGAUCCCAGAGCCCGCGAGAGACUAGAAUGGCAUUCUAUGCUAGCUUCUGUACUCAAAGGAGACGUUGUAAGGCAAGAGAAACAGCGUCUCAUUGGUACCAUGGAGCAGAAAAGCAAGGAGGUGCUAGGCGACGAGAUAUGGUUGGGCGUCAAAGCUCGCACACUUGCGCGACCCAUCGCAACACAGGCUAGAAUCAUCGAGGAGGAAAGGAAGAAUAUCGGUCCAAUGCUAGAAGAGAUUAUCAACUUCAAGAUCAAGGGCCAAGCUGAGAUUGGGAAACCCCCGCAGCAACAGGUUGAAGAUAUUGUCGAGAAAAUCGAAAGAGUGGAGAGCCUGUUCGCCUCUCGCAGACAGCUCCAACUUGCAUGCCCUCGUGCUGCGUCCGAGGAAUACUACGACUCCUGCAAUGCCAUCCUCUCAUGGCACAAUACCACUAAACUCAUCAAUACACAGCUUUCCAUCCUACAGAAAUGGGUAGGCAAUGAUGAACUUGACUUUACAAAACCCUUAGUCAAGACUUCCUAUGCAUCGGAACUAUCGGAUGAGGGGUCGUUCCUCGAUAGAGUCAUGAAAGAAGACGGCCUCAAGACUCUACAGGGUGGUGAUCAGAUGCUUGACGGUGUCGGAAAGGUCAUAAAAAAGGCCAAAAACACAAUGAUUGAAAACUCCGAUGCCUUCUUACAACGUCACUUACCGCCUUAUAUCGAAGAAUUGCUCACCUUGAUCAACUUCCCUUCACGCCUCAUCCAAGAAGUCACCCGUGUCCGCCUCUCAUAUGCCAAAAAGAUGAAAGACCCAGGCCAACAGUCCCCCAUUCUCCUCGAUCAGAUGAUUGUGCAAUUCCAGAUACUGAUGAAAGUAGCUACUGAAAUCAAAUAUCGAUACAUACUCAUCUCCCGCCCAGAACCUGGAUGGGACCUUCCUCCUUGUGUGGACGAAAAUUUCGAUAUGGUUGUUCUGGACGCGCUGAAGUACUACUUUAAACUGCUUAAUUGGAAACUGAGUGCAAACAAGAACACCUUCAAGGAAGCAGAAAUUUUGGAGCAGGAGUGGGAUUUCUCAAACCAGAUUGGACGACAGCUUGACGGUGGUGAUAUUGAGGUUGCCGAACAGUUUAGCACUUUAACCGCCAAAGCCUUGCAGCGACUGAUGUUACACUUCGAGCGCGAACUCCUAUCAAAACCACAAGACGAUGCUUCUGACAAUGAGAAACGAUACAAGACUAUUCUUGACUCCGUUCGAGUUCGACAACGAAAACUCUUCCGAUUCUCACGUUUCCUUCGGCAACGCUUCGAGAACGCUACCGAGUUCAACCUUCGUAACGAACACGUCGAGGCUUUUACCGAGGCACUCCUAGCGUCUGGCCAUUUUCUCGUCUCUACCAGCUCGGUUGGCCAGAAAGGCGUAUGCCUGAUUGCUUCGCCGUCCCUAUAUGACCGUAAAAAGGACAUCCAAGCCAUCCUGGGCACUUCAUUCCGCGGCGAUGAUGUCACCGAUAACCUCUCAUACCCUUAUAUCCUCGUCAUAAGACCAGACAAACCCUUCCAAUGGUCCGGGAAACGGUUCGAGGUUGACAUCAUUGAGCAUCCUACAGAUGUCCGCAUGGGGAAACUUCGCCUAGUCGCCGAUGGAUCUCAGGAACGACUUCAAAACGCUCGACUGGCACUUUCCAGGUUAACAGGCUUCGAAUUCGACGUCACUAUCGAACAACGUGCGAACCUAGGCCGUGUUAACGUAGAGCUGAACAAGAUCAAGAAGACAGCGUUUAAACUGUCCAAUACUAUCAUUGAUAGCGUGGAGAUUAUCAGAAGCCAGAGUACGGACAGACAAAAUCUUGAACUUAUCCAGUCAUGUUUUGCUUUUGCUACCGAAUUUGGCAAGAGAUCGUUGAUGUACAUGGAUCCCAAUCGCCGGUCCAUGAACCAGGGGAAACUUAUCAAGCUAGGCCUGGAUUGGAUUUCUUUCAUCUGCGAUGACUGUGAUGCCGCAGAUCGCAAGACAUUCAAAUGGGCCGUAUCCGCCCUUGAGUUUGCUAUGAUAAUUACCCAUGGGCAUGCUAUCAUCUCUUUGAACGAUCAAGAGUAUGAUCUACUCCGUGUCAAAGUUGCUGGCUGCAUGGCGUUAUUAAUUUCCCAUUUCGAUAUUAUGGGAGCUAGAUCAACAUUGGCUGCCAAGGCGGAAAAGCAACACUCGGACGCCGCUGGGAACUACCGGAAUCUGGAUUGUAGUGAUAUUACUAGUGACGAGGUGGCGUUGGCACAGGUACAAGCCCAAAGGUUACUGCACCUAUCAGACAUCGAGGCCUUCCGGGCGGAGGAGGAUGCCAAACGACAGCCGCUUGGGAAAGUAUUGGAAGGGGUCAACGAGGCCGAUCGUUCGCUGAGGGUACUUUCUUCAUCGGCUACAAAUAUCAACUUACGCUGGCAGCAGGGUCAAUUCAUUGGUGGCGGAACUUCGGGGUCUGUCUAUGCUGCCAUUGACCUGGAUACCAGUUACUUGAUGGCCGUCAAGGAGAUCCGCCUCCAAGAACCAUCCGUCAUUCCUGGUGCCGCUCAGCAGAUUAGAGAUGAGAUGGGUGUCCUUGAAGUCUUGGAUCAUCCCAACAUUGUCUCUUAUCACGGCAUUGAAGUCCACCGUGACAAAGUGUAUAUUUUCAUGGAAUACUGCUCUGGCGGAUCUCUUGCUACAUUACUUGAACACGGUCGCAUCGAGGAUGAGAUGGUCAUCAUGGUUUACGCACUUCAAAUGCUGGAGGGUCUAGCGUACCUUCAUCAAGCCGGCAUCGUCCAUCGUGACAUCAAACCCGCUAAUAUCCUACUUGACCACAACGGAGUCAUCAAAUAUGUCGACUUUGGCGCAGCAAUGGUCAUCGCUAGACAAGGCAAAACUCUCGCAGCAAUGGACCACUACAAGGAUUCCACAGCUGUUAACAAGGACCAGCGCAAGAAUCAGAAGUCUGUCAUAGGUACACCCAUGUACAUGUCACCCGAGCUUGUACGAGGAGAAACAAGCCACCGCUCCUCCCGUCAUGGCUCAAUGGAUAUCUGGUCCCUCGGCUGUGUCAUUCUCGAGAUGGCCACUGGCAUGCGCCCAUGGGCUGGCAUUGACAACGAAUGGGCGAUCAUGUACAAGAUCGCACAGGGAAACCAGCCUCAUCUCCCAAGUAAGAGUGAAUUGUCUGAACUAGGCAUUGAUUUCAUCAAACAAUGCUUCGAGCCUGACCCAGCCAAACGGCCCAGUGCUGCGGAGCUUUUGCAGCAUGAAUGGAUCGUCUGCAUUAGGAGACAGGUCGUCGCAGAGCCGCAAACGCCUAGUAGUGACGGAAGCGGCUUUACACCUAAUCUAGGCAACACGCGGCAAAACUCAAGCCAGUUUUGA